Lycium ferocissimum is the source of this 285-nucleotide messenger RNA. Its product is annotated as agamous-like MADS-box protein AGL31. NCBI's taxonomy places the organism in Eukaryota, Viridiplantae, Streptophyta, Magnoliopsida, Solanales, Solanaceae. Gene Ontology annotation, biological process: regulation of transcription by RNA polymerase II. The transcript has 2 exons. The record is from RefSeq and is a predicted model, not a curated record. Bases 1 to 285 code for a protein of 94 amino acids. Gene Ontology annotation, molecular function: protein dimerization activity; RNA polymerase II cis-regulatory region sequence-specific DNA binding; DNA-binding transcription factor activity, RNA polymerase II-specific.
AUGGGCACAGGGAAGAAGAAGAUAGAAAUCAAGCAAAUCAUCAAAGAAGGAUCAAGAAUGGUAACAUUCUCAAAAAGACGUAAAUGGCUUUUCAAGAAAGCUUCACAACUCGAAUCCAUGACCAAUGCUCGUGUCGCCAUUAAUGGUCUAUGUGAUUGGUUGGAGAAAAUAGAUGUUGAAGAAUGUGGAAAUUUGGAUGAGUUGUUGUUGUUGAAGGAGCAAUUGGAAGGAACAAGAGAUAAGCUUGCUGAACAUUCUGAGUCUUUUGAGGCUUUAUUUGUGUGA